UCUAGUGUUCUUCUUUUCACUAUUUUCCCAUUGUUAUAGGAAUUAGAACAAGAAAAAAAGAAAAAAAAGCUAGAGAGAAAAUUAUCAUGGCUCGAGGAAAGAUCCAGAUCAAGCUGAUAGAGAACUCAACCAACAGGCAGGUCACGUAUUCGAAGAGAAGAAACGGUCUCUUCAAGAAGGCUAAUGAACUUACCGUUCUUUGCGAUGCAAGGGUUUCUAUCAUCAUGUUUUCCUCUACUGGAAAACUCCACGAGUUUAUCAGCCCUUCGACUUCAACGAAGCAACUAAUUGAUCAGUACCAGAAAACCUUGGGCAUCGAUCUCUGGAACACUCACUAUGAGAAAAUGCAAGAGCAGUUGAAGCAGCUGAAAGAGGUUAACAGGAAUCUGCGCAAGGAGAUUAGGCAGAGGAUGGGUGAAUGCUUGAACGAUGUGAGCAUUGAGGAUCUUCGUGGUUUGGAGCAAGAGAUGGACAGUUCUGUCAAGCUUAUUCGUGAUCGAAAGUAUCGAGUUCUCAACAAUCAAAUCGAUACUUCCAAGAAGAAGGUGAGGAAUGUGAAAGAGAUAAACAAAAAUCUGUUACAUGAGCUGGAUGCAAUCAAUGAAGAUCCAUAUGGUUUAGUCGAUGAUGGAGGGGAUUAUGACACCAUUAUUGGAUACCAAGAUGGAGGUCCUCGUAUAUUUGCUUUAAGCCUGCAGCCAAACCAUCCCAAUCUUCACAGUGGAGGAGGCUCAGAUCUCACAACCUAUCCCUUGCUCCACUAGUAUAUCUUCCAUUUCUAUAAAGCUUAUGUCAUGCAAUAUUUCCUCUUCGCUAAUAUAUUGCUAUGGAAACAAAAGAAAAAUGGUGUGUACUAUUACUAAAAUUCUCUUCACUUUAUUAUGUCGCUUUAGUAGAGAUUAUAUAUUGAUAUGAUUAAUGAUUUAUG
Messenger RNA from Durio zibethinus, 928 nucleotides. Its product is annotated as agamous-like MADS-box protein AP3. Gene Ontology annotation, cellular component: nucleus. Lineage: Eukaryota; Viridiplantae; Streptophyta; Magnoliopsida; Malvales; Malvaceae. The record is from RefSeq and is a predicted model, not a curated record. Gene Ontology annotation, biological process: positive regulation of transcription by RNA polymerase II. Gene Ontology annotation, molecular function: RNA polymerase II transcription regulatory region sequence-specific DNA binding; protein dimerization activity; DNA-binding transcription factor activity.